AUGUUGCUCUCUGCUUCUGUGAAUUCCAUCUCAUCCAUCCCUUCUCCAGUGUACCAAUGCAAAAAGGCUUUGCGCCGGAACAUAGCUGUGAACUGCUCGCUCACCCUCCUGAACAUCUCCUGGAUUGAUGUGGAGUUGCCCACAAAAGUUGAUGACAUCUUCAGACCCUUUGGUGGAAUAUCACAUACACUGGAUUUAACAUUGUUAGGGAUCCAUUCUACAAAGUAGGAAGAAUUUUUGUUCUGGACAUUAAUGAUCUGUUCGUCCACCUCUUUGGUGCUCAUCUUUCCCCUAAACAUGGCCGAGGCUGUCAGGUAG
Messenger RNA from Carica papaya (papaya), 318 nucleotides. The record is from RefSeq and is a predicted model, not a curated record. Lineage: Eukaryota; Viridiplantae; Streptophyta; Magnoliopsida; Brassicales; Caricaceae.